Molecule: messenger RNA, 693 nt
Organism: Paramecium sonneborni
Lineage: Eukaryota; Ciliophora; Oligohymenophorea; Peniculida; Parameciidae
Source: the annotation of a GenBank genome assembly
AUGCAGUCAAUAUUAACUUAAUGUGCUGCUUUUGAUCAAGAAUUUCAUAUUUUCAUUCCCAUCAUUCAAACUAUGGCUUAAGAAUUGUCAAUGGUAAGUAGAGAAUUUGUUAUUUCUAAAUUAGAAUUUAUUCAAAAAUAUUCAACUUCUCUUAAAUCUAGCUAAAUUGAUGCUCGAAUUCAUAGAAACCAAUAAACACGUAAUCUUAUAGAAUAUAUUAAAAUGCAUAGAUAAUCUAAAACUAAAUCAGUAAGUUAAAUUUGUACAUCAAAAAAAUAAUAAAAAUUUCAUACUGAUUCUGGUUGCUAUAAUGCUAUUCAUAAAUCUAAUUCUAUCUCAUCCUCAAAUAUAUAAACUACUCAAUUCUAUUCAAUAUCAUGUUAAAAUAAAACUCAAAAUAUUACUACAAAAACACUUAAGUACCUUAUUAAUAAAUAGAAAAAACUUUAAUAAAAUACAAAUGAAUAAAUAUUAAGAUUAAUUAAUAAAUGUAUGAAUUUGAUUUCAGAAAAUUCAAACUCAUUUCCGCAAUAUCCAAUUUUAUUAAAACAAUACUAAAUUAUAAAGAAAAAUAAUAUCACUUUAGAACAAAAACUAAAUUUAUAACACUAAUCAUAAUAAGUUAAAGAAAAUAUCAAAAAAUUAAUAUAAAGCUAAGAAUCAUUCAAAUCUUAUUUAGAUUCAAUCAUUUGA